UACCUACCUUAUUACUGAUGAUGUUGCUAAUGUACAAGCGAGCAUGUGGCUGAGUGGAUGAGAUGGCGCAGUCACGAUUCAUAUUGGCCGCCGCUGCAGCACCAUUCUACCACCAUACUUAGUUUUAGUAUUAUGCUGACUUGAGUGAUAUUCAUAGACAAAAAUAAUAACGUGGUACAAAACAACAGAAGAAGUAAAAAAAAUACACAAAGAAAGGAAAAUGGGUUAAUAAUUCGUCAUUACUGACUGAUUUGGCCAAGAAGCAGAAAAAUAAUAAUUUUUGGUUUCAAUUUGGAAGCAAUGCAAUAUUCAGUUUAAAACACUUGCCCAAAAUGCUGUUGAAGUUACAAAAUACAAAUAUUAGCCAGAGCAUAAAGUAAAAAGUGUACCCCAACAAAAGUGUAGCAACAGCAAUUGAAUGCUGGAAACUAAAAUAUAGCAUGAUCUACAUUUUAGAAAGUUUUAGUUUUUGUGAAUUUUACGCUUCGCAGAGCAAAAGUUGGCUAUCGAAUAGAAAAAGGAAAAAAUAAAAAAACACACACACACACAUUUUACAAUACCCACAAAACAUUGUAAAUUGUUUCAAAUAGCCGCAUCUGCAAACAACCAAGUCGUCAGCAGCAUCAUCUCACCAUCGUCAUCACCUUCAGCGACCAACAAUUGCUGAGACGCAGCUAUGUCCGACUCGGAGCCAGUCAGUUUGGAAUUCAUUGAAGAUCCCUAUGUACCACGUCUGGAUGGUGAUGCCACUCCAUCUUUGGAUUAUUCGACCACAAAUUACGAUUGCAAUGAUGACAUAGAGACGGAUCUAUAUUUACGCAAUCUAACAUUGGAUGAAAUUUUCUAUGAUGUCGACUCUGACUAUAGCAAUCAAUUAGAAUUACAAACCGUUGAGACUGAAUUUAUCAUUUCGAAAUUAGCCAAUCAAAGUCCUUCCAUGUCUAUAGCAAAACGAUUUCGCUUGAAAUUUUUCACCACGAAAAAAACAAUGCGAGAUGUUAAAGUGACAUUUGUGGACUUUUCCAAGCCUUAUAUAGCAAAAAUUUCAAGUAGUGAAAAUUAUAAAAAAUUUCUUAAUAUUGGUUCAACAGCAGCUGCUACAGCUACUAUAAAUCCAACAACAACAACAACACAUACCAAAGGUAAUACAUAAACAACAUUAAAAUAUUUUUAUAAUUUACAACUCUCUAUGAGAGUAUACAUCAUUAGGAAAAAUUUUGGUCCCUUGAAUUUUGGUAAUGUUUGUUAAGGUGUGUGUUGGAAUUAUUGGAAAUGCCAGACCGA
Molecule: messenger RNA, 1284 nt
Organism: Stomoxys calcitrans (stable fly)
Lineage: Eukaryota; Metazoa; Arthropoda; Insecta; Diptera; Muscidae
Exons: 1
Coding region: 677-1153 (158 amino acids)
Source: RefSeq, a predicted model, not a curated record